This is a messenger RNA of Trematosphaeria pertusa, 1020 nucleotides long. RefSeq lists its product as uncharacterized. The transcript is spliced from 4 exons. The record is from RefSeq and is a predicted model, not a curated record. Lineage: Eukaryota; Fungi; Ascomycota; Dothideomycetes; Pleosporales; Trematosphaeriaceae. Bases 1 to 1020 code for a protein of 339 amino acids.
AUGUCUCACUUGGUGGCUCCAAUCGUCGAUGUCGAUGUCGGCCGACACGGGGGUGAAGAAGCCCCUGCCGAAACUGUUCCGAAGCCUCGCCUUGGAGGCAGAUUUCAGCUUGAUGACGCUGUCAUAAAAGCGUUGCCUGUACCUGGUACGAAGGUAACCUCUGCCCGCAACUACGGGAUGUCGUUAUGGGGACAAACAGCCAAGAUCUUCACCCGGCUGCCCCGUGGUGGAAACAGACGCUACUUCUUGAAGUCGAUGUCACUCGGAGAAACAGGCCGUACGAUGAUCGAAGGCGAAUUCGAGUCUUUGAAGGCAAUCCACGCCGUCUCACCGGAGUUCGCGCCAGAACCAUACGCAUGGGGUAGAUACCAGCAAGAAUCCCCGGAGACGUACUUCCUGUUGGCACAAUUCCGGGAGGUGGGUGAACAGCCGCCAGAUCCUGUCAAGUUUACUGCGCGGCUUGCGGAUAUGCACAAGCGCUCGGUAUCCCCGACUGGGAAGUUCGGAUUCCAUAUAACGACCUGCCAUGCCAAACUGCCGCAGAUAACGGAUAUAUGGGAGGAGUCAUGGGCCGAGCUCUAUCGAAAGCAACUCGCUCAUAUGAUCAAGCUAGACGAGGACAAACACGGAGUAUGGCCAGAGCUUCGCCACGUCUGCCAGCUUACAAUUGACAAAGUCAUCCCCCGUCUCCUAGAACCCCUCCAGUCCGGAGGACGUAGCAUCAAGCCUUGUCUGGUCCAAGGCGAUUUGUGGGACGAGAACACGGCCACGGAUAUGGAUACCGGAGAACCCUUCAUUUUCGACGCAGGGUCAUUCUAUGCUCAUAACGAGUAUGAAAUCGGUAACUGGAGAGCGGCUCGUCAUCGGCUGAGCAACCGGGUCUACGUGAGGAAUUACAAACGGAACUUCCCUGUUUCGGAACCUGAGGACGAAUGGGACGAUCGUAACUUACUUUACUCUCUGAGGUUCGACCUCGGAACCGCGAUUCUGAUUCCGGGGUGCAAUCAACGCAACGUGUGA